UGGACAUCCAUAUAUGGAAGUCGUACGAAAGACUCCACUUGAAGUCGUACCGUAUUCUCUCAAUGCUGGUCGUCGUUGGUACUGUCUGUCUUUGGUUGUUCUUGCUACUUUCUCUUCAGGAAAUACAAUGAUGGAMGCCCAUCUUUUAGACGUCUUGUCAAAUCCUUUGGCUGUUCUCGUUGUACUGUUGGUUGUAGUUGCUUUCUUCUACUGUGUUGGAAUGUACAACUAYUGGGUUUUCAAUGGCAUGAAUAUCCCUGGAGCUAAACCAUUACCAUACAUUGGUAAUCUACGUGACAUGACCAAAUACGGUGGAAUUCAUCGUUGYAUGUUAGAAUACAUGAAGAAAUAUGGUAAAGUAUUCAGCUUGUGCACUGGACGGAAGGCUUCGAUUGUCAUUGCCGACCCAGAAAUAUUGAAACAGAUCAUGAUUAAAGAUUUCCAUAACUUUACCAACCGUCAUGUUGAUAUAGUAGCGACCAGGACCAAGGGCCUGCUGCAACUGGUCGACGAUGACUGGAGACGAGUUCGCUCGGUGUUGACUCCAACCUUUACGACUGGAAAGUUAAAAUUGAUGAUACCCCCAAUGGAGAAGUCUUGUGAUACAUUGGUGAGCAAAGUUCAGGAAAUUGCUGAUACUGGAAAAAGUGUGAAUAUGUUCUCUUGGUUCAGCCUCAUGACUCUAGAAGUCAUCCUUUCCACAGCAUUUGGAGUUGAAUCACCAAUACAAACCGAGAGUGCAAAUAACGAGUUCUUGGCUAAAUCUCGCGAGGUCUUCAAAGGUAUUACUUUAGUUCGUGUUCUGUUGGCAGUCCCUUUCAAUAAGCUGUUAGUAGGAAUCCUACAGAUGUGGCGUGGUACACAAAAUUUUUUCAAAAGUGUUGCGGAAGGCGUUUUGAAAACUAGAAAAGAUCAAGGUAUUCAUCGCGCUAGAGAUUUGGUGGACAUCAUGCUAUCUGCUAAAAAUCCCGAUGGAAGCCCAAAGCUACAUGACGCAGAGAUAACAGCCCAGUCAAUCACGUUUUUGCUGGCUGGUCAUGAAACCUCGAGCAAUACCCUCUCGAUGACAGCCUACUACCUGGCACUUAACCCUGAUGUCCAGGAACGCU
Exaiptasia diaphana is the source of this 1109-nucleotide messenger RNA. Its product is annotated as cytochrome P450 3A2. Gene Ontology annotation, molecular function: heme binding; oxidoreductase activity, acting on paired donors, with incorporation or reduction of molecular oxygen; iron ion binding. The annotation marks the transcript as partial. The record is from RefSeq and is a predicted model, not a curated record. NCBI's taxonomy places the organism in Eukaryota, Metazoa, Cnidaria, Anthozoa, Actiniaria, Aiptasiidae. The transcript is spliced from 3 exons.